CCUCGGGGGCGGGGCCAAGGGCUUCUUCCCAGCCCGGCUCUGCAGAGCGGAGGUCUGCAGUCUCCGGUUUAGUUAAGUAUAUGCAAAACCGGCCAGAAGCCGCCGCACUUACCAGCAGAUCUCAUAUGAUUGCUUGGUAAAGGCUCUGCCUUCUGCACAGGUCACCUCCCUCGGAACUCCGCUACUGAACGUCCGAGCCAGCCCUCGCUCGGCCCCUUGCAGUCGGAAGGUUACAGCCGUGAGAGCCCUGGAGGCGGUGGCGGCGGCCCAGGAAGGAGCUGCAGCGCCGGGGAAAGAAGCAGGAAGAGAAGAGUGUCACCUCCUAGGAGUCCAGCACUGGAGAAACGAGGAAAAUUCUUUCAAGGAUGGUGUCCCACUCAGAGCUGAGGAAACUUUUCUGUUCUGCUGAUGCAGUGUGCUUCGAUGUCGAUAGCACAGUCAUCAGAGAAGAAGGAAUUGAUGAGCUGGCCAAAUUCUGUGGAGUUGAGGACGCUGUGUCAGAAAUGACACGGCGAGCCAUGGGCGGGGCAGUUCCUUUCAAAGCAGCCCUCAUGGAGCGCUUAGCUCUGAUCCAGCCGUCCAGGGAACAGGUGCAAAGGCUCAUAGCAGAGCACCCCCCACACCUGACCCCUGGCAUAAGGGAGCUGGUAAGUCGCCUACAAGAGCGAAAUGUUCAGGUUUUCCUGAUAUCUGGCGGCUUUAGGAGCAUUGUAGAGCAUGUUGCCGCAAAGCUCAACAUCCCGUCAACCAAUGUAUUUGCCAAUAGGCUGAAAUUCUACUUCAAUGGUGAAUAUGCAGGUUUUGAUGAGAUGCAGCCAACAGCCGAAUCUGGUGGGAAAGGAAAAGUUAUCAAACUGUUAAAGGAAAAAUAUCAUUUUAAGAAUAUAGUCAUGAUUGGGGAUGGAGCCACCGACAUGGAAGCCUGUCCUCCUGCUGAUGUUUUCAUUGGAUUUGGAGGAAAUGUGAUCAGGCAGCAAGUAAAGGACAACGCAGAGUGGUACAUCACUGACUUCGUAGAGCUUCUGGGAGAACUGGAAGAAUAAGAUCAAUUUUUAUACAGUUCAUGACAACUUCAGGUUAAUUUUUUAAAGUUAUACAGUUUGAUACUGUUUGCUUACAAUUGUCUAUUACAACCUAAUAUAUAAAUUUGGUACUGAUUAUCUGUACUUCCAAGUAAACUUCCAGUUAGGGCUCCUAGAAAAUUGUUGGUUGGUUUUUUAAAACUGUAGUUCUAGUAUUAUGAUGACCUGGAGAGUUUUAUAAUCUAAAUUCUUUAUGUAUUUUCCUAGCUGUAUUUUAUUUGGAGCCUUUCAAAGGUGGAUAGUAAAUUGAACAUCUUCACUAUUGGCAAUAUGGAUUAGGCAGCUCUAAGUGAAAUCGGUUUUCCCUUUGAUAUAUAAAUAAAAUUUUAUCCA
Messenger RNA from Vicugna pacos (alpaca), 1415 nucleotides. RefSeq names its product phosphoserine phosphatase (gene PSPH). Gene Ontology annotation, biological process: L-serine biosynthetic process; dephosphorylation. Gene Ontology annotation, cellular component: cytoplasm. Gene Ontology annotation, molecular function: L-phosphoserine phosphatase activity; magnesium ion binding. NCBI's taxonomy places the organism in Eukaryota, Metazoa, Chordata, Mammalia, Artiodactyla, Camelidae. The record is from RefSeq and is a predicted model, not a curated record.